This is a messenger RNA of Boleophthalmus pectinirostris (great blue-spotted mudskipper), 1933 nucleotides long. It is a transcript of the gene tmem102, whose product is annotated as transmembrane protein 102. The transcript is spliced from 6 exons. Bases 247 to 1785 code for a protein of 512 amino acids. Lineage: Eukaryota; Metazoa; Chordata; Actinopteri; Gobiiformes; Gobiidae. The record is from RefSeq and is a predicted model, not a curated record.
CUCCCAGCAGCCGCUAAUCCCUUUCCCUGCGCGCAUCCUGGAACUGGGAGGAGGAGUAGCUCGGACCAUGAUUUCUGGGAUCGUGUUGCCAGGGGGAAGGUGGCACCGUCGGGGACUUGCGUUUGGAAAUGACAGCUGCGUGGACGGAGAAGAAGCACCACCACGGGGAUCUUCGAAAUAGUAAACAGACAAGAUAACGAUUAAAGGUCUCCCUCGCCUCGCCGUGGAAAGGGUACGUGUGUCGAGAUGGAGACACUGAUGAGUGCGGUGGCCCCGCGCUCCCCGGCCCCUGCCAAGAGGCCCUCAGAGGUGGACUUCAGAUCCGGGGCCUCGCUGGAGCAGCUCUCUGCACAGGUGACCGAGCUGGUGCACCAGGAGCAGGGGGAGUUUGGAGACCAGACUGCCUUAGAGGUCCACACCGCCAAGGACUUCAUCUUCAACAUGCUAGGUCUUGUCCAGAAAAUUGACCAGCGCCUCCCAGUGGCCAACGAGUACCUGCUGCUGUCCGGUGGGGCGCGUGACGGCGUGCUGGACCUCGACCCCUCGGACCUGGGCAACUACGCCAAAGGGGCCGACUUCCACCUGGACUUCACCCUGCUCGUGCCCGCCCUCAAGCUCCACGACCGCAACCAGCCCGUCACCCUGGAUAUGCGCCACUCCCCACCCUGCCACUCCUGGCUCAGCCUGCGCCUCUGCGACAAUGCCGUGCUGUCCCGAUGGAGUGUGUGCUGCGAGGAGGAGGGCGCCCUGAGCCACGAGGAGGGGGAGGAGCAGGGGGAGGGGGAGGAGACAGGUAAAGCCGUGCCCCCGUCGCUGGGCUCUCCGCAGGCCCUGGACGGCUGUUAUUUCUCGCCCGCCCUGGUCACAGACUGGUUCUGGGGGGUGGUCCGGGAGGCCGUGGAGGAGCUGAGGAGGAGCCCGCAGAGAGGCAUCCCCACCCCGGAGAGACUGGAGCGCAACGGGCCCCUCACCACCAUCAUCCUACAGGCGGGCUCCAGCCGGGUCCUGUACGACCUGCUCCCUGUGGUGUCGUUUCGGGGCUGGCCUGCGGUGGCUCAGGGCUGGCUCACGGCAAACCACUUCUGGGAUGGAAAGAUCACAGAAGAGGAGGCCAUCUCAGGCUUCUACCUGCUGCCCUGCUGCGCACCAGCAGGAGGCAGAGCGGACCGUGAGUGGAGACUGGCCUUCUCCCGCAGCGAGGUCCAGCUGAAGAAGUGCAUCCCUUACCCCAUGGCCCAGGCGUUCCAAGCAGCUAAAUCCAUCUUAGCUCCCGUGCUGGCUCGCCCGCGCUCCGGCCUGAGCCUGUACCACCUGCGCACCCUCCUCUUCUGGGCGUGCGACCGUCUGCCCUCCGCCUAUCUGUCCUGCCCCGACCCAGACACGCCCGGGCGCCUCAUGUUGGGACUCCUGGACGAUCUGGCCCACUGCAUCCUCAGCAAAAACUGCCCCAACUACUUCCUCCCACAAUGCAACAUGCUCGAGCACCUGUCCGACAGCCAGGCCCUGUUCAUAGCGCGUAAGCUGGCGUGCGUGAGGUCGGACCCGCUGGAGCACCUCCGCGCGGCGCAGCAGUCCGGCCAGCUGAAGAAGGAGCUCAUGGCCAACGCUAACGGACACGGGUCGCCGGGGCAUCAGUCCAACGGGAUCAUUUCCCCGUCAGAGGAUAAGCUCGCACAGAGACUGCAGCAGCUCGUCACGGAAAACCCCGGAAAGUCCAUAUCGGUGUUCCUGAAUCCCGAUGAUGUCACGCGGCCGCAUUUCAGAAUUGAUGAUAAGUUUUACUGAAGAGGAAGGAGGGAUGGUACAGUAUAAAGAGUGUACGAGUGUUAAAAUGUUCUACACUGAUGAUUGCUACGAGAAACAUGAACAAUUCGAUAUUUGUUUAUUUGUGUCUUAAUAUAAAAAAAAAACAAAACAGUGCCCUACAAUUCCU